Messenger RNA from Callithrix jacchus (white-tufted-ear marmoset), 7936 nucleotides. RefSeq lists its product as uncharacterized. Gene Ontology annotation, cellular component: myosin complex; bicellular tight junction. The record is from RefSeq and is a predicted model, not a curated record. NCBI's taxonomy places the organism in Eukaryota, Metazoa, Chordata, Mammalia, Primates, Cebidae.
UAAAGAUGUUAAUUUUUAAAUUAAUUUUAUUUAUUUUUUGUAAACAGUUUUGCUGUUUUUACCUAGGCUGGAGUGCAAUGACACAAUCUCAGCUCACCACAACCUCCACCUCUCAGGUUCAAGUGAUUCUCCUGCCUCAGCCUCCCAAGUAGCUGGGAUUCCAGGCUCCCGCUAUGAUGCCUGGCUAAUUUUUUGUAUUUUUAGUACAGAUGGGGUUUCAUUAUGUUGUUUAGGCUGGUCUGAAAGUCGUGACCUCAGGUGAUCCACCCAUCUCGGCCUCCCAAAGUGCUAGGAUUACAGACACGAGCCAGGUAGUUCUUUAAGUUUUAAAAUUAUACUAUUUGCCCCUAGCACCAAGAUUGUGGUCUCAAAAUACCGUUGCCCAGUGAAAGGAAACAAGGCUUCCUGGACAAAGUGCUGAUUCCAGGUCUAGGCCAGAAAUGUGUAAGGAGCCUGGAACCUAUUAUCACUCUGGAUAGCAAAGAAUCUAUCAAAGAUUAGGAUGAUUUCAACAUGUCCGAAGGGCCAAUCUGAAGGGCCUCCUUCUAACCAAAGAUAGGACAUUUUGUACAUUAGUAAGGAUAAUAGUUGCAGUGAAUUGAGAUAUAUCAGAUAUGUUUGAAUAUCUGCAUUCAUAAUGAUCCUUUUGAAAAAAUAAAAGUGGGCUGGCACAGCUCCUCGUGCCUGUAAUUUCAACACUCUGGGAGGCUGAGUUAGGAGGAUCACUUCAUCCAGGAGUUCAAGACCAGCCUGUGCAACACGGGCACUUUGUCUCAAGAAAAGAUUUUUUAAAUUACUCAGGUUUGAGGGCCCGUGUCUUUGGUCUCAGCUACUCAGGAAGCUGAGAUGGGAGGGUCACCUGACCCUAGAAGUUUGAGGCUGUAGUGGCAUGACUGCUUCUCUGCAUACCAACCUGGGCAACAGAGCUAGACCCUCCCUGUCUAAAAAAAGUAUCAUUAGGCCGGGUGCGGUGGCUCACGCCUGUAAUCCCAACACUUUGGGAGGCCGAGGCGGGUGGAUCACGAGGUCAAGAGAUCGAGACUAUCCUGGUUGAAAUGGUGAAACCCCGUCUCUAUUAAAGAUACAAAAAAUUAGCUGGGCAUGGUGGCGCGUGCCUAUAAUCCCAGCUCCUCGGGAGGCUGAGGCAGGAUAAUUGCCUGAACCCAGGAGGCGGAGGUUGCGGUGAGCCGAGAUUGCGCCAUUGCACUCCAGCAUUGGUAACAAGAGUGAAACUCCAUCUCAAAAAAAAUAUAUAUAUAUAUAAUUAAUAGAAGUGGUCACCAUUGAAGGAUAUAAAUGAAACAGCCCAUGAUUUUGAAAAAUGGUAAACAAGAAAUUAAGCCAUGAACUGGUGUUUUCUAUAUAAGUUGUACAAGUGAGUAACGGUUCAUAAGAAGCAGCAUCUCUUUUUUAUAUUUACUUCAUUUUUUUCUUAAUGCAAGGCUCUGCUUGGGGUAGCAGUGUCUCUUUCUUCAUGCACGGCCCUUCUUAGGGUAGCAGUAUCUCUUCGACGGGUGGCAGCUCAUAAACGAAGAAGGAAUGAUACAACAAUGCCUUCAUUGUUCAAUCCGUAAUUGAUCAGUGGCCAUUAACACCACCAAUUAAAAAAAAAAAAGAUCUCCAGAGAGUACACACCUCCUCCCAGAAGAAACUAGCACAGCCUUUUUGCCCUGAAUCAAGUCCAGCCUGAAUCUCACCAAGUCUUGAGAUUAAACUAAUAUAUCAAAACUAGAACAAAGUGAAGAGCAAGUUAACCAACAUCAUAAGAUACAAUUAGCAAAAUUCACAGUAUGAGAAACAGCAUAAUGAGAAUACACUUAGCAUAAUUCAAAGUGUGGGGAAAUGGCCUGAUUUAUUCAAUAAAUGGAUUGCAAGGGACAGCACAGAGAUGAAAGUGGGACGCUGUCAGGAUCAAAAAACCCUAAGAGGCGAAUCACACAAUCCCAAAGGGAGACUUUAUUUGGAUCCUGAUUCAAACAAUAAAUACAUGAAAUGACUGGAAAUUUGGAGCUAGAAGGAGAGUUGACAGUGAUAAAGAGCAAUGGUGUGAGAUGGUUGGUUGAUGAUGGUAUUGGGAUUCUAUUUUUUAAUGACUUGUCUCCGGGCACGGUGGUUCACACCUAUAAUCUCAGUAGUGUUGGAGGUCAAGGUGGAAAGAUCCUUUGAAUCCAGGAAUUGUAGACCAGCCCAGGCAACAUAGCAAGACCCUGUCUCUACUAAAAUACAAAUAAAAAGAUGAGCAGGGCAUGGUGUCAGUCUGUAGUUGCAGCUACUCAGGAAGUUGAGGCAGGAGAGGCCACAGUGAACCAAGAUCAUGCCACUGAACUCCAGCCUGGGUGACAGAGACCUCGUGGUGAAAGAACAAACAAUCAUAUCUUUUACAGACAUCCACCAAGAAGGUCAGGGAGGAAAUUCUGUAAUGUGUGGGAUUUGCUAUAAAAUCACGAGAGGAAGAGGAGAAGCAUGUAGGAGCAUACAUGUAACGAGAUUGGCCGUCAGAUUACAAAUAUCUGAAUCUGCUGCUGAGUAGGUGGAAGCUCACUACACUAGCCUCUUGUUCCAAAAAGCUCUAGAAUAGAAAGUUUGUCUAAAAAUCCACUUCAGGGAUUUGUAACAAGCAUUGAAUAAGAUCAUGUAUACAGAGUGUUUUCUCACCACGGCUUGCAGGUAGUCAGCACACAAACAUGGUUCUUAGUUUUGUAUAGUCCCCGUUUAUGAAUCACACCCAAAAAAGGUAUGUUGUUCACACCAAGAGCUCUGGCCCAUGGACCUUUGUCCACUUGGUGGUAAUUCAUUGGACUCUGAGGUUUAGAAUGAGGAAAUACCAGCCUUCAAAGCCCCAGGCCUGCUAUGAAAUAGCAAAGCCAAUGGUCCCAGAUGCCUUCGUAGCACACCUAGUAAGUAGGACCCUUUUCUCUCACCUUGUAGGCACACUUGAGUCCAUGCACUCAUUUUCCAUUCAUUUCUUAUAUGCCGUGUAUUGGGUACUAGGGAUCCAUAAUACAGUGGACCCACAAUUGACUGGAAGCAUCGCUUUCAAAGCAUCAUUUCAGGAUGAGUAUUUCGUGUCAAGUGGAUUCAAGGAACAGUGCGAAGGAUCCAUGGCCUCAAUCACCAUGAAGAGCCUCCCAAGAGCCAACCGUCCUGGGCACAUGUAAGUGAGUGGAGACAUGGAACUCACCCUUACAAGGCCUAGAACCUGACAGAUCAUACAAGACAGAAGCCCAGAUAACUAAGAAGGGGACGCUGAAGGUGAGAGUCCCCUUGUGGAUCACCCAUGGGGAAUUGUCUAUGCCCCAGCGCUGGCCCCAGUUGUGCCUGCUGUGAGCCUCGUGGCCAGUCUGUGGCAUCUACCACUCCAGAGCCUGCCGUGUUACAUACUGGAGUGGUGGAGGUCCAGGACGCGCGGCCCGGAAAAUCAAAGAGGCGCAAAGGUUUGGCUGGCCGCGCCAGGAGCUGGGCAGCAAAAAGGAGGCGUAAAAAAAUUUGCCGCAAAGAAAAUGAAGCUCCCGUUCAAGACCCGGAGGAGGGUACGACCGAGGGGCCUCCGGAGGAGACAUCACCUCAUGAGGAUGCAGCCUGUGAAUAUCACCACCCUCCCGUUCAAGACCCGGAGGAGGGUACGACCCAGGGGCCUCCGGAGGAGACGUCACCUCACGUGGUGGCCGACAUGAAGAAGAGAAUUGACAGUGUGGGGUGCCUGGAAACCGCAGAGGAGGUGAAGGGGCAGGUCCGGGAGGACCUGGAGGGCCUGAGCCAGCGGUACGAGGAGAUGGAGAAUACCAAGACAUGGCUGCAGCAGGAGCUGGACCACCAGCGCCAGAGGGUGUGCAACCUGCAGGAGAAGCAGAAUAAGUUUGACCAGCUCCUGGCAGAGGAGAAGACCAUCUCUGCCAAGUGUGCAGAGGAGCGUGACUGGGCCAAGGCCGAGGCCCGAGAGAAUGAGACCAAGGCGCUGUCGCUGGCCCAGGCCCUGGAGGAAGUAAUGGAGCAGAAGGUGGAGCUGGAGCAGCUCAACAAGCAGUUCCGCAUGGAGAUGGAGGACAUCAGGAUCUCCAAGGGCCAGAGCGUCUAUAAGCUGAAGUCCAGGCAGGCUCUGAAGCAGCAGGUGGAGGAGAUGGAGACCCAGAUGGAGGAGCUGGAGGAUAAGUUGCGGGACACUGAAGAUGCCAAUCUGCAGCUUGAGGUCAACCUGCAGGCCAUGAAAGUUCAGUUUGAGCGGGACCUGCAGGACCGGGACAAGCAGCAGCAGCUGGUCAGACAGGUACGGGAGAUGAAGGCAGCGCUGGGGGACGAGAGGAAGUGGCACUCCAAGGCAGUGGCCACCUGGACGAAGCUGAAGAUGCACCAGGAGGCGCACAUCAACUUGGUUAACAGGAAGCGGGAUAGAGCCAUCGAGCAGAUGCGGAAGUGUCAGGCCCAGGUCAAAGACUGCACACAUGAGCUGGAUGACACCCGCGCCUCUCGUGAGGAGAUCCUGGCCCAGGCCAAAGAGAAUGAGAGGAACCUGAAGAGCCUGGAGGCCCAGAUGAUCCAGCUGGAGGAGGAACUGGCAGCCGCGGAGUGUGCCAAGCGCCAGGCCCAGCAGGAGCGGGACGACCUGCUCGUGGUCCUGGACCACCAGCGCCAGAUGGCGUGCCACCUGGAGAAGCUGCAGCAGAAGUUUGACCAGCUCCUGGCAGAGGAGAAGACCAUCUCUGCCAAGUAUGCAGAGGAGCGUGACCGGGCCAAGGCCGAGGCCGGAGAGAAGGAGACCAAGGUGCUGUCGCUGGCCCGGGCCCUGGAGGAAGCCAUGGAGCAGAAAGUGGAGCCGGAGCGGCUCAACAAGCAGUUCCGUGUGGAGAUGGAGGACCUCAUGAGCUCCAAGGGCAAGAGGGUCCAUGAGCUGAAGUCCAGGCGGCUUCUGGAGCAGCAGGUGGAGGAGUUGAAGACCCAGCUGGAGGAGCUGGAGGAUGAGCUGCAGGACACUGAAAACGCCAAUCUGCGGCUGGAGGUCAACCUGCAGGCCAUGAAGAUCCAGUUCGAGCGGGACCUGCAGGACCGGGAUGAGCAGAGUGAGGAGAAGCAGCAGCAGCUGGUCAGACAGUUGCGGGAGAUGGAGGCAGAGCUGGAGGACGAGAGGAAGCGGCACUCCAUGGCAGUGGCCGCCCGGAAGAAGCUGGAGAUGGACAUCGACUCGGCCAACAAAAACCGGGAUGAAGCCAUCGAGCAGCUGCAGAAGUGGCGGCUCCUGGCAGAGGAGAAGACCAUCUCUGCCAAGUGUGCAGAGGAGCGUGACUGGGCCAAGGCUGAGGCCCGAGAGAAUGAGACCAAGGCGCUGUCGCUGGCCCAGGCCCUGGAGGAAGUAAUGGAGCAGAAGGUGGAGCUGGAGCAGCUCAACAAGCAGUUCCGCAUGGAGAUGGAGGACAUCAGGAUCUCCAAGGGCCAGAGCGUCUAUAAGCUGAAGUCCAGGCAGGCUCUGAAGCAGCAGGUGGAGGAGAUGGAGACCCAGAUGGAGGAGCUGGAGGAUAAGUUGCGGGACACUGAAGAUGCCAAUCUGCAGCUUGAGGUCAACCUGCAGGCCAUGAAAGUUCAGUUUGAGCGGGACCUGCAGGACCGGGACAAGCAGCAGCAGCUGGUCAGACAGGUACGGGAGAUGAAGGCAGCGCUGGGGGACGAGAGGAAGUGGCACUCCAAGGCACUGGCCACCUGGACGAAGCUGAAGAUGCACCAGGAGGCGCACAUCAACUUGGUUAACAGGAAGCGGGAUAGAGCCAUCGAGCAGAUGCGGAAGUGUCAGGCCCAGGUCAAAGACUGCACGCAUGAGCUGGAUGACACCCGCGCCUCUCGUGAGGAGAUCCUGGCCCAGGCCAAAGAGAAUGAGAGGAACCUGAAGAGCCUGGAGGCCCAGAUGAUCCAGCUGGAGGAGGAACUGGCAGCCGCGGAGUGUGCCAAGCGCCAGGCCCAGCAGGAGCGGGACGACCUGCUCGUGGUCCUGGACCACCAGCGCCAGAUGGCGUGCCACCUGGAGAAGCUGCAGCAGAAGUUUGACCAGCUCCUGGCAGAGGAGAAGACCAUCUCUGCCAAGUAUGCAGAGGAGCGUGACCGGGCCAAGGCCGAGGCCGGAGAGAAGGAGACCAAGGUGCUGUCGCUGGCCCGGGCCCUGGAGGAAGCCAUGGAGCAGAAAGUGGAGCCGGAGCGGCUCAACAAGCAGUUCCGUGUGGAGAUGGAGGACCUCAUGAGCUCCAAGGGCAAGAGGGUCCAUGAGCUGAAGUCCAGGCGGCUUCUGGAGCAGCAGGUGGAGGAGUUGAAGACCCAGCUGGAGGAGCUGGAGGAUGAGCUGCAGGACACUGAAAACGCCAAUCUGCGGCUGGAGGUCAACCUGCAGGCCAUGAAGAUCCAGUUCGAGCGGGACCUGCAGGACCGGGAUGAGCAGAGUGAGGAGAAGCAGCAGCAGCUGGUCAGACAGGUGCGGGAGAUGGAGGCAGAGCUGGAGGACGAGAGGAAGUGGCACUCCAUGGCAGUGGCCGCCCGGAAGAAGCUGGAGAUGGACCUGGAGGCUGACAUCGACUCAGCCAACAAGAACCGGGAUGAAGCCAUCGAGCAGCUGCAGAAGUGGCGGGCCCAGGUCAACGACUGCACGCGUGAGCUGGAUGACACCCGCGCCUCUCGUGAGGAGAUCCUGGCCCAGGCCAAAGAGAAUGAGAGGAACCUGAAGAUCAUGGAGGCCAAGAUGAUCCAGCUGGAGGAGGAACUGGCAGCCGCGGAGCGUGCCAAGCGCCAGGCCCAGCAGGAGCGGGACGAGCUGGCCGACGAGAUCGCCAACAGCCGCGGCAAAGGAGCCCUGGCAGCCCUAAUCGAGGAGCUGGAGGAGGAGCAGGGCAACACGAAGCUGAUCUAUGACCGCCUGCAGAAGGCCAUCCUGCAGAUCGACCAGAUCAACACUGACCUGAACCUGGAGCGCAGCCACGCCCAGAAGAUCGAGAACGCUCGGCAGGAACUGGAGCAGCAGAACGAGGAGCUCAAGGUCCAGCUGCAGGAGGUGGAGGGCUCUGUGAAGUUAAUGUACAAGGCCUCCCUCACUGCCCUCGAGGCCAAGAUCGCACAGCUGGAGGAGCAACUGGAGAAUGAGACCAAGGAGCGCCAGGCAGCCUGUAAGCAGGUGCGUCGGACAGAGAAGCAGCUGAAGGAUAUGCUGCUGCAGGUGGAUGAUAAGCGGAGGAACGCCGAGCACUACAAGGACCAGGCGUGGGGACCUGCCGUUUGCCCCGACAAAUGCUCAGAGGAGGUGGAUGGCAAAGCGGAUGAAGCUGAGGCCAAACCUUUGAAUAAGCCUCCUCUCCUGCAGCCUGAGACACAUGGACAGGCGGACACUGCAGCCUCCCCUUCCCAGACCCUGCCGCACACCUCCCUCGACCUUGGGACUGUUGUGAACGUGCCUCCCACCCCCAUCCCGUCUCCCUCCAGGCCCGAGGGUAGUUUACCUGCACGGUAGAUGCAGUAUGGGUUAAAAAUCUGCCACCUGCAGAUAUUUUUGAAAGCAGAAAAACAAAAAGGUUUUCUUUUUUCCCUUUUCUACUAAUAAAAAAAAUUCUGAGGCUUUCUCACUGCCUUUCUUUAGAAGAGAGUAGCUCGUCCUCACUGGUCUACAUUGGUUGCCGAAUUUACCUGUAUUCCUAACCGUUUUCUAUAUGCCGUGUUGAGCCUUACGGCAAGAAGGCAUUUUUUUUUAAAGGAAACAAACUCAAAUCAUGAAGCGAUACGAAAGCUGCAUAUGCCUACAAGGCUCUGAAUUCAGGUCCCGGUUGCUGUCACAAAGGAGCGGGUGGAACUCCCGCCCUCCCCUCUAUUUUAUAUAAUAAAAGUGCCUGAGCAUGUGUUGCAGCGGUCACCACUGCAGUAAGCUGGUCUACAGAUGUUUUCCACCGUGCGUCACAAUAAACAGUGCCAUGUGCUA